Zingiber officinale is the source of this 939-nucleotide messenger RNA. Its product is annotated as probable CCR4-associated factor 1 homolog 11. Gene Ontology annotation, molecular function: nucleic acid binding; poly(A)-specific ribonuclease activity. The transcript has a single exon. Bases 1 to 939 code for a protein of 312 amino acids. The record is from RefSeq and is a predicted model, not a curated record. Gene Ontology annotation, cellular component: CCR4-NOT core complex; P-body; CCR4-NOT complex. Lineage: Eukaryota; Viridiplantae; Streptophyta; Magnoliopsida; Zingiberales; Zingiberaceae.
AUGGGAAGCAUAGACGUGUGGGAGCAUAAUUUCGAGGAGCAAUUGGAGUUGAUCGCUGCCAUUCGUCCUUGCUUCCCAAUCGUAGCCCUCGAUACUGAGUUUUCUGGUUUUAUCCAUUGCACCCCUCGCCGCUUCACCGAAGAAGAAAGAUACCGCGACGUGAAGCAUAACGUUGACAAUCUCCAAGUCAUCCAGCUUGGUUUUACCCUUUUUGACGACCACGGCAACCAGCCUAUGCCCGGCCCCGGUGUAUCAUGGCAAAUUAACUUCUCCGAUUAUGACCCAGACGACGAUCCUUCCUUGCCGACGCCCAUUCGGAAAAGCGGCAUCGAUCUCCAGAGAAAUCGACGCGAGGGGGUUUCUUCAUCAGAACGCUGCGCCGCUCUGCUCCGGGAGAAAUUAUUCUGCCAGGGCGGUAAGUUUGUCACGUUCCAUGGCAUGUACGAUGUUGCGUACCUGUUGAAGAUUUUAACCGGCGGAAAGCCGCUGCCGGACACACUGCGAGAAUUUAUGACGGAGGCGUGGAGCAUUUUCGGCGGACGACUCUUCGAUAUCAAGUACAUGGCUCGGUUCUGCCAUGGACUCCUCGGCGGCGAGCUUGGGUUAGAGAAACUUGCAAAUCUGUUGAAGGUGGAGGCCGACGGUGUCGCUCACCAAGCAGGAUUCGAUAGUCUGGUAACUGGAUUAAUUUUCCAUGAGCUGCAUAAAAGGUGGGAGAUCGACGACGAGCAGGUCUCUAUGAUUCUUUAUGGCUUGGAGAGUGCUUGCCAGGAGAUUAAGGCUCCAUCAUCUUUCAAUCCUCUCCUCCGCUCACCGGCUUCAACUGGUAGUGGUGUUAUGGUACCACUGCCGAUGAUGCGCUCACCUUGUCCUUUCCGGUCUCAGCGUGGUGGUGUCUCUGUUCAUCCGCUGGCGACACCUUACAUGAUCAAAUGGUAA